UUGGACUUAGAUCUGCAAACUCACUAGAUGUCUUUUCAUGAUUCUUUGUCAGGCUAAUCUACAUCACACAGCUAUUAUACAGAUAAGUUUGUCCUUCUGAGCUUCCCAUAAGAAGGAGUGUUAACAAGUGAAAGAAUAAAUGCUUUACUAUAUCACAAAAGUCUGACAAGGGGGAACUAUAGACUAAAAACAGUCACAUGGGCCAGCUUAAUUGAAUUAGACUCCAGUUAAAGUGGUAGUCUUAUGCAAUUAUGGUAUGUGUGAAGCUGGGAAAUCAGUUUUGUUUGAGCUUCACAGACCUCUGCAGCCAUUUUGAUUCUCUGAUCAGGAACAGACCAUGCUGGGUUUUUAAAUUUAGGUUCUGAAUUACAGCAGGCCUGAAAUGUUUCCAUGGUGUCCCUGUGGCCACAAUGUAAUUAACACUGGACAAUCUUGAAAAGCUCUACUGGGUGGCAAAGGGAGGUUUGGAUAGAGGCAAUGAGGCAUUCUUUGCCGUCACUGCCUCAAAAUAUACCCUAUAGUGGGCACGUGCCAGGUCUCUGUUGCAUUCACUGGGAGAAUUUCUCCAUUUGUAUUCCAACUGUCUCCUAAGUUGUUUCGUUGCUCUCACUUCCAGAGUGUACCAUGAAGUUGUAUGAACUAUGCAACAGAGAGGGCAUUUAGGAGAGAUGAUGUCAACCACCGAGCUCAUGUUUGCAUUCUACAGACUGAUCGCCAGGGCUGAUCACCAUUGACAGAAGCGCCAGCCAUAUCAGCUGGAAGAUUCCUCCAAACCCUCUUCAGACCAUCUGGCAACAGACCAUCUUAAUGGGUCCCCAUGCAUGCAUAUGGGAAAAACCGCUCCAUCUAAAUCACAGCAGGUGUGUGUGCUGGAGAGACAAAUAUUUGAUUUCCUUGGUUAUCAGUGGGCACCAAUCCUGGCAAAUUUUGUACACAUUAUUAUAGUCAUACUUGGCUUAUUUGGAACCAUCCAGUAUAGACCACGCUACAUAACAGGAUAUGCUGUCUGGUUAGUCCUCUGGGUUUCAUGGAACGUAUUUGUUAUCUGCUUCUACUUGGAGGCUGGGGACCUAUCAAAGGAGACAGAUCUUAUUCUCACCUUCAAUAUCUCAAUGCACCGUUCUUGGUGGAUGGAGAAUGGGCCAGGCUGCACAGUGAUAUCCGUGACCCCAGCCCCGGACUGGGCACCGGAAGACCAUCGCUACAUCACUGUCUCAGGGUGUGUUCUUGACUACCAAUAUAUCGAAGUGGCGCACAGUUCUCUGCAGAUCUUUCUUGCACUGGCAGGAUUCGUCUACGCCUGUUAUGUCGUCAAAUGUAUCACUGAAGAAGAGGACAGCUUUGAUUUCAUAGGUGGAUUUGAUUCUUAUGGCUAUCAAGGCCCACAGAAGACAUCUCAUUUACAGCUACAGCCCAUGUAUAUGUCAAAGUAGACAAAGGAAAGUCAGUGGCUGGGCUGAAGAACUGGUCAAAGAGCAUUUUCUGACACAGCCUCCCAUGGGUUGCAAAAGAAUGAAAGAAGUCCUAAUUUACCAUUUCAGAAUAAAAUAAAGCAAGAACACUCGGAGAACAAGGCCUCACUUUCUAACUAGUAUGGACAGCAGUGCACAAGAUCAAGUCUCUCCCAUCUUGGAUUUUCCAAAUUCAUAUAAGGAGGGUUGAAAGGAGAAGCAGUGGUGCCCUCUUCUGGCCAGUGGUGCCAUCUCCUCCCUUCCUUUCCCUCUGCUGCUGCUUCUUAAUUAUGAAACGAUCCCAUCCAUUUUGGCUCUUUCUGAGGCUUUGUACUGUCUGGAGCCGUGUCUUCUUAGUCAAUAACAUCUUAGAUGCCACCAUGACCUUGAAACAGAAGUCAAUAGACAGCAAGUUGUUUGCCCUAAAGGCUGUAUACUACAUACUUGCCUUAACCCAUUCUAAGUUACACAUCAGAGAAAUUCGGUGUGGCUUUCUGAAGUAAUUUCCUUUAGGCUCAACCAUGCUAUUCAUUAAUUCUAAAAGAUUUUUAAUGCUGUGUCAAGUAACAGACUCCGCUCACCAGCACUUCCCGGGCUGGCUGGGUAAGAAACCCAUCUACUGUCAAAGAAAAGAUACUUUACCAUGAAGCCUACAAUGAAGCUCUUUUGGGAGUUGGAAAUGCCAGAAAAGGGAACUCUUAGUAAACUGAUAACUGUAAAGAAACAGCAAAAGCAGUGCUCCUUAACCCCACUGUUUUUAUUCACUGCACUCUAGGUGCUUUUAUAAAUGACUCUAUGUCUUUUACUAAUGACAGAGACAUCUGCAUAUUUCUAACAACAGAGGCCAACUGAAUAUGUAUUAACUAUGUUUACUCUUUUAUAACUAAUUCCAGUUGACUCUCCUAUGUAAGUGAGCUUUUUUUAAAACAAACAAACUGCAGCAUAUAAGAUACUUCUUUCUGGAUUUUGUUCUGUUUUUUAGUUGGGGUGGGAGUAGUUGCGUUGGUGACAUUUUUGAAGACCUUUUUUGUGGUAUUUGGGGGAUCUGUUGUGUGUUAGAAUGUGAAUCUUAUCUUCCUGUAUUAUUGUGGCUGAAAAAAACCCCUGUGCUGUUAUGUAGUUGGCAACAAGAUGCCUUUGGAAACUUUACUAGUAGGUCAAUGUCUUUAUGAAAUAAUCUUGACUCCUAGAAGCGUCUGUUUGUUCUGAAUUUGAGCUGUAUAUUCAACCACUUCAGUGGCUUUUCAUUGGGAAGGGAUAUUUUGCUCAGGCUUUCUUAAAACUUGAAUUGCUUGAAUUGCUUCUUUAUUUAAAACCUACAUGGAUGAAUCAGCCUCAGGCACUUGAUGGGCAUAGAUUCUUUUGGCAUGAGCAACUUACCUGCUGAGCCUUCUUCAAGCAACUUUUCUCUACACUUGCCAAACAUCUGAAUUCUGUGUGGCCUAUAAAAUCCAUCCUCCUCCAUGCUAAAUGUCAAUAUCUGUUCCUACAGAAAUCAGUGAGUCUGCCUCCCACCCACCCCCCUCCUUUGGUAUCUUUGCAUGGAUGUAACGUGUCACAAAUAAUAAAUCUGGAUGACAACAAAACAGACAUUCACUUUAGAACAAUAUCAAUGACCAGUUUCGGCAUUGAUACAAUGGUGUAGGUGGAAGUGGGUGAAACUAUACAUUAUACCCUCAUUACGGUAAUGAGGAAGUUGGCAUUGUAUAAUGGACACUACAGGUACAUUCUAAAAUGGGAAAACCAACACGAUCAAACACCCUAAUUUCAAGCCUUUGCAUCAUUAUAUCUACAUUGUAUGUUAGGACCGGCAUGAUGUCAUUAGUGAUGUCAUGCCAGUGUGGCUUUUGCAGAUGCUCCAUUGUAAUGCUUGUUUGCUGCUUCACCAUUUUGAACCAAGGUUAGAAGCCACUUCUGUAAACCUGAAAUUCGCCUACUGCCAGUGGAAUUAAUGCAGAACAUGAUGCAUGAAAUUUGUAUCCUGAACCUUGUUUUUCACAUUGGCUGUACUUAAUGUCACUUGUUUGGGGUUUGAAUGCAGUAUUUUGAACCAAGAAAACCAAUGGAACAACUCUACAAUGGAUGGUUGAAGGGUCACAGCCCAUAUUUAGGUCUACAUAUUGACAAGUGAAGCAGCUGGACUGGUUAAGUUCUCUCUCACUGCCAUUCUAUCUCCGUUCCGGGGAAAAGGGCAAAGCAUGUUGUUACAGAAUCGGUUAUUGUAUGUAGAUUUCUGGGUCUGCACUUUAGAUGGCUUGAAAUGCUGGCCUUUACAUAUCUCACAUUCCUGGACUAUUAAAGGGAAAAGGUACAUGGGUUUGGGGUUGGUUUGUUUCAGGAUCUAUUAUUUUACCUAUCCUGCAGUUCACUCUUGCUAUAUACUGUAUAACCCCAAUAAUUUCUUUUUAAAAUGUGUACAUAUUACACUUGUUUGAAUAAUCCUAUGUACAAGGGUGUCUUGCUCUCCUUCCCUACCAGGAAAUGUUUCUGAGGCUUGUGGUCUAAUUCACUCCCCUACCUUUGCAUCCCGUGCCUGCAUUGAGAUCUACUGGGAAACAGCCAUCCUGUUGUCACUACAAAUUGUAAAAGGCGCAUAGGGACCUUCCUAAAAUCUAAAGGCACACCCCACAAAUAUGCCUAUUAGAACAUCAGUGGCAUCCAGUAUAGGAUAUUGCUGAGUGAGAGAGGCAAAUGUGAUCCCAUCUGCUUCAUGGUUUUUAUGCCUGCGCAUCACCAUUGGCAAGUGCAUGAGCCAUCUCAGAGCCAUACAAGAAUCCUGUACCACCAUAAACAUUAUGGGAAUUGUUGUGUGCAUGCACCCAAUGACACAAGAAUCCAGACUCGCUUAUGCAGCACUAGCUUAGUGCGCCAAAUGUUUUUCAGAGUGUAGCACAGGGACCAUUCUUAGCACGGCUGGGAAGUCUCAAAAAGAUGCACAAGUCGGGAAGGGAAUGAGCGAGAAGGGACACCAAAGCCACUUGGUGGCUGUUGUUUGAGCUUGAGUGGCUGUUGUUGCAACCACGGAUGGUGUCUGUUGCAAGUGGGACUCCCAACGGUGCAACUUCUUAUCCUCUUUCAGCAGCACCUGUGGCCACAGGAGCACAUUGGUAGAUAAGGGCUUCGUUCCAUCCCCUUAUCUAAGUGUGAAUGGCAGGCUUCUUCCCCCUAGCGCUGGGAAAAGGGAGACAAAAAGCUGAGCUGGCAGGGUGGGGUUCACAAGAGAUUUCACCCACCUUUAAAAAAAAAUCCCACCCACCUUUAAACUCUUAAGGGAUAGCAGAUGCCUGGGCUUCCCACUGCCUGAGGUUACUGGCAUCUCUUCUUCUUUAAAGCACUUCCUUAAGUGAAAUGGCUUAUAGGUGUGCUGGAAAUGAAAGAAGAGUGGGAUGCUUAGGAAGAUGCAAGAGAGACCUUGAGAUCUUCCAUCUCGCUAUAAGACCACUGAGUAAAAUCUGAGAAUUCCAAGACAUUAGGAAGAGAAUUCUACAUUCAUUACCUGGCAAUAAUGCCAUUUAUAUAGAUAUAUAUAACACACACUUCUGAUAUUGGGCCUUCAUACUUGAUUACAUCAGAGGUAAACCACUACCACCAAAAGCAUUUCAGGACUGUCGACUACUACAGAGAAUAAAUUAAUGGGCACAUCUGCUAUAAAAAGAAUUUUAGAGCACAGUAGCGUGAGAAUAUCUGAAAUACUGUUGUUGAAUUGUACAGCUGUAUCCUCCUCAAAAUCCAGUGAAGAAUGUUAUUUUUCUAGACUGGGCUUUUUGUUGUUAUAAAUCCAAAUAUUCAGAAGGCAAGUGUUAACAAUCCAAAUGUCUUUUUUUCUUAUAGUCAUUUGUUAAUUAUGAAUGUAUUUUUAACAAAAGGUGAUUUUUUUUUUGGACUAACUAGUGUAAUUUGCAUUAAAAAAUAAAUGGGAAAAAAUAGGCUUCCAAGCUUUUUGCGAAUCCCUGCUGCUUUUUAUAAGUUUCCUGGAUUACAUUUCUCAGAAAAGCAAAAAUACAAAAAAUAAAAAGAGCAAAAAAAGAACAAUCCUAUUAUAUUUACAUGAAGGCAAUCUUGAGCGAUGCUGUACGUGGAUGUGUCAGCACUGAAUAGAAAUUGCCAGGUCAUGACAUCAUUUUAACUCAGCCAUAGGUAACUGGUAUUUUCAUUAUCUACUGACCCUAAAAGGCUUCUUUUACAAGGCUGACUGUAAUAGACUUCCAGCCAUUCAAAAUGUGCCUUUUUUAUGUUGUCCUUUCAUCAGUGCAUUUAGUCUGUGAUAGGCUUACAGUAGCCAACCAUGUUAAGUGUAGCGUUAAGCGCCUGUUAAGAUGGAGGGAUCACACAUCUGUUUCAACACUUUCCAAAGCAUUCACGGAUUGCACAGUCCAAGGGCCACUCAAAAUAACACGGCAGUUCCUAUGCUGGAGAAGCUCCUCCUGGGACCUCAACUGUCCUUAGAACAGAUGUCCAUGUGCCAUCAAUUAUUGGCUGGGGUUCAGGAGGAAGGUCACAUGGUGUGGCAACCUGGUACCAAAAGCUUUGUUUAGACCUAGUGCAGUGGUGCCAGCGGGUACAGCUUACCAGCACAGGAACACAGAAACAGAGCGAGUCAGAAGGGGUCUUCUAGGCCAUCUAGUCUGACCCCCGGUUCCAGCCGACUCCAUCAAGAGUAGAACAAACCAUCAAGAUUUACCAUCAAGAGUUAAAACAAACCCAAUCUUCUCCUUCCCAAAGCACUCUCAGUCCCUCUGGGACAAUUGGCCAAUGACCCCAGUAGGGGCCUUCUUUGCAUGCCUCUUGAACUGUUGCAGCUUAGGUUACAAGCUU
Varanus komodoensis (Komodo dragon) is the source of this 6266-nucleotide messenger RNA. It is a transcript of the gene NKAIN2, whose product is annotated as sodium/potassium transporting ATPase interacting 2. Gene Ontology annotation, biological process: regulation of sodium ion transport. NCBI's taxonomy places the organism in Eukaryota, Metazoa, Chordata, Lepidosauria, Squamata, Varanidae. The transcript has 7 exons. Bases 822 to 1433 code for a protein of 203 amino acids. The record is from RefSeq and is a predicted model, not a curated record.